Molecule: messenger RNA, 666 nt
Organism: Harpegnathos saltator (Jerdon's jumping ant)
Lineage: Eukaryota; Metazoa; Arthropoda; Insecta; Hymenoptera; Formicidae
Exons: 1
Coding region: 88-666 (192 amino acids)
Source: RefSeq, a predicted model, not a curated record
AUAUUUGAAACACUCUUUCGACGCGACUUGACGGGGAGUGCACGCAGCAUCCGUCGUAGUAAAUGCAAUCUAGUGCAGUACUACCCCAUGUUGCCGAAUUUGUUAAAUUCCAAUUCAGAAUCCAAGAUGACUGUAUGCUCACCGAGAACGAUCUCAUCACCCGCUGUGUCAUUAUAUAUCCCGUCCAACGAUACAUGCCGAUACGAGUGGCUCAUUAGAAAAACGAUAUCGCUGACACAACAUUCGUCGUCCUACAUGGCGACGCAAAUCGAGCUGCCGGUGGUGGAUAUCACUUGCAACUACAAUUUCUAUCGCUACAAAAGCUUUGAGGAGAGCUUGCGGGGCCGAUAUGGCACGAAUUAUCCUCCGGGUGAAGUGAUUCUGAAUUACAUUCAAUUAAAUACACCGAACUCGCACGUUUGGAUAGCGGACGAUGUCGGCGAAAGCGACGACCUCUUGGAUGUCUUUAAGAUGAACGACUUCGACACAUAUUCGUCAUUGAUGUCAAUCAAGUUAGAGACUGAAUAUCUGAAUAUUUUGGAUCACUUCGUGUGGAAGCGGCGAGAACGGGUUUUGACGGUGGGCAAAUUCACCGAGACUCCAUCAUUAUGCGAAAGAAACUCGAGAUGUCUCACCACGUCGUUGCAUGCAGCCAAUCCACUCUGA